Molecule: messenger RNA, 948 nt
Organism: Symbiodinium natans
Lineage: Eukaryota; Dinophyceae; Suessiales; Symbiodiniaceae
Source: the annotation of a GenBank genome assembly
AUGUUCAGCGACGUCCAUGACGACUCGAGCACACGAGCUCCGGAUGACAGGAGCUUAACCUCUUUGCCCGAGACCAGUGUUGGCGGCAUGGUUCCAGCUGUGUCUCAUGUGCCUCAGAGGGCGCCUAUGCCCCGAGCAGGAGCAGCAUUCCCCUUCUCAUUCUGGCGGUUUAGCAGCAACGAGCGCCGCAAGCAUGAGCGUGAUUCCUUGCGCAGCCGAUCGAAAGAAGGCAGACCUGGCAGUCGAAAGCACCGCCGGUACACGCACUCGGUGGAUCUGGUCAACAGCUUGAGGCGUGUGAUGUCAGCGCGUGGAGAGGAGGAUCUGCCAGCAGAUGUGGAUGCCGUGGAAGAGGAGCGACCUCGGGUGCGACCUUCUGCCUUCUACCGGCUGCUGGAGUGCGAAGGCGCCGCGAACGCCCUGGAGGCCUGGGCCGCUGCAGAGAGCCGCGGGCGCUCGCCGCGGCGUGCGCGGCCCAAGGGCGAUGCCUGGGAAGCCGAGGAGCAUGUUCGCCAGGUGCGCCGUGCUUUCCGCGAGAAUUGGCAGUUCCUGGCGCAGAGCGAGUCCUCACAGGAGCUGAUCGCCAAGUUGGAGGAGCUCACUCAGGUGGCUUUUGGGAAGACCCGCGGCUUGGAGGAGGAGGACUUGCUGAUGUGGCAGCUGAUGUGGACAGGUGGUGACUUGGCUACCGAAGCUGGGGCUCCGCCUGCUGAUGAGAUGCUUUUGAUGGGCCUGAAUGCCACGGAGCGAAAGGUGGUCCACCAGCUGGCACGGCUCAUUGGCCUGCACUCCGAGAGCAGGCUUCUUGGCGAAUGCCAGGGCGAGGACCUUAAGGCAGACAAGGCACUGGCGCUGCGCCCCCCGCGGAGCUUGCGCUGUCGCACAGGAUCUUGGGCUGCGCCCUUCUCGGUGUCUCAAGUGCUGAUUUCGUCAGUGACGGCCUCUUAA